Molecule: messenger RNA, 1008 nt
Organism: Python bivittatus (Burmese python)
Lineage: Eukaryota; Metazoa; Chordata; Lepidosauria; Squamata; Pythonidae
Gene: TMEM191C
Product: transmembrane protein 191C
Source: RefSeq, a predicted model, not a curated record
AUGAGCCAGAGAAAUGCUCGCACCCGCAUCGACGGCAGCCUCCAUCCACCAUCCACCAUGCCGAAGAUCAGCACCUUGGAAGAAAAAAUUGUAAAGCAGGCAGUGGCCCUGGAAGAUCACUCAGGGCCCAACGAGAGUCUCCGCCUCCAGAUUGAUGAACUGAGGGAGACGGUAGCCUGCCUCGACUCAGAGAACCAGGACUUACUCAAGGAGAACAAAGGCCUGAAAGAUCAGCACAGGAGUCUCCAGGAGGUAGCGGAUCAGUUUAAGAUCAGAAUGGAACACCUGCAGAAAAUCGUGGAGGAUGUCAGAGAAAGGAUCGACUCUGCCAACAUGAUGGUCCGUCAAGUGGAGCUGCAGAACAAGACUUUGGUGAAAGCCCAUGAAGAACUCAACAAGGAAAUGCACGAGGUCACCAUCCAAGUGGCCGUCUUCAAAGACUACAAGGCUGUCCAGGAGAAGGACCUCGAAGAGAUGCGGACCCUUUCCUCAGAAGUUAAGAAGUACCUGCGGGGUCUGGAGGAUCAACUGGCUGAGACGGAGCACGGCUACCAUGUGGAGAGAAGCCAUUCUGGCGAACUGAAGGAGAAAGUCACCACUCUCCUGAAACUCAGAGAAAAGCAGAGGAAGGACAUCAAAGACCUGCAGAAGGAGCUGGAGACCCGCGUGCAACAGGCCACAUUCUCGCGGCUGGACCAGGAGAACCGGGUGCAAAUGGGCUCGCUGAUGCAUGAAGUAGUGGAGGCCCAGCUGGUGGGGGUGGCGCGGAACAGGUCAAAGAAAAGGAAAAUCCUGCGCUGGGUAUGGAUGGCAGCCAAAAUUCUGAUGAUGUUGGUGUUUGGCUGCUAUGUCUUGCUCGGCCUGGUAUUUGCAUACGCUCGCUUUGUCAAUCCGGAAUUCAUCUCUGAGACAUUUCUGGCGUUCGUAAGCGAAGAGAACAUUGAACGCAUUGCUUACAGUUUCUCUCAGUACCUGAACUGGAGAAAUGACGGCCUUCUACCAUUUUGA